AUGGCUGCGCCCAUGGAAGUUUGUCGUGUAUGCUGUUGCGAACUUCCAAAGAAGCACAGACGCGUGAUUUUUGGAGAAACUUUCGGUGUUUUUAACCAAUUGACACAAGUCCUCGAUUAUAGUGCCCCCCCCCCCCCCAACGAUGGUCUUUCCAAAUAUGUCUGUGGAUUUUGCUUUACGAAGCUUAAUAAACUGUACAAAAUUGACAUGGAUUUGAUACAUAAAAUGGACUCUCUAAGGAGGGAAAAAAAUGAGGUCUUGGGAAUUCUUAGGGAGAAACACAAACAGUCUUUACAAAUGAAUAUAAUUAGAACUCCAAAGGCACAAGAUAAAAGAACCAUAGUGCAUUCGCCAACACCCAGAAAGACAAAAAAAUCUUUGUUUUCAACCCCCCGGAAAAAGGAACAAACAGAGGAGUGCCUGGCUAUGCAAACCAACAAUCCACCAGUAAAUCCACCAGGUAAACAACAAAAAACAACAGAUCAGAAAGAUGUGCUCAGACUUCACUUACCUACAGAGAAAGCUACUUCCAUUGACACUCAAAAACCAAUCACCAUAAAGUCCUUCACACCUAGUAAACUGAAGGUUGUGUACAAAACAAAGAAAACAAUGAAAGUAAGAACAAAACUGGUAAAAGAUUGUCAGUUAAGUGAAAUUGUCAGAGGUUUAACCAUCCACAAUGCACCAAAGAGAACAGCUCGGGCUAUCUACAAUUCACCUCUAAAAGAAGGAAUCAACAACCAAAUUAUGAAAGAACUAAAGGAAGAAAUUGGGAAACUGACAUCAAGUAUUAACUGUUCUUUGCUUAGACAAAUAGAUAGCAAAAGUCUGGCUACAUUUAGUUUUGAUAAAGUGAAUGAGGAAAUAAAGUUGUGGGCACCUUUGUUUCACCAAUGCAUGACAACAUUAACAAAUAAAAAUGCCAUGGGAGCCAUUGUAGCUUCAUGUGUACUGCUGAAAUCCAGCAACACACAUAUGUCUGCUUUCCAACAUGUCAUAGGCCAGAUUCUUGACCAUGGUGGAGCUACUGAUGAUACUAUAGAUACUUUGUCAAAGAUGGGCAUGUGUGUGUCUGCAUCUUCAUCAGCAAAAAGAAAACAUCACCUACUCAGCAGACAACAGCAGCAUAUCAAAAGAUUGCUUACAGAGCCGGCAGAGGAUGAUGAGCAAAUUACACAGAGACUCAGUAAGUCAAGUGACAUUAUAGGUGACAAUAUUGAUAUAACACGUAGUCCAUCUCAAAUGAGUGUUGACCGAAGACGACAAAGCUGGCACUGGUUUCUGCUUGUGGCAUUAGAAAAAAGAGUUGUAGAUCCUACACUUGAUGACACACAUCCUAUUGCUGACAUCAGUCAAGUGGAAAACAGUUUGUUUAUUCCAAACUUGGAAGAGUCUGCUUUCCUUGAAAACCAUUUUAUGCACCAUAUUAUGCAGGUCCUUGUCAAGUAUGCGGACAGUCUUAAUAGGUACAAGUCAUGCAUUCCCCAAUACAUAAAUCAUCCCCACCUUAACGCUAGUUGUAGAAAAUCUGACCAUGCCAUUAUUGACCUCUUAGACAAAAGUGAGAAUAAGUCAGAAGAAAUGAUUGAUAUACUACAAUAUAUUCAUGAAAAAUGUAUUGCAAGAUCAGAUUUAGAUAAUGAUACCCCUUCAAACCUAAAGAAGAGGGUAUUUGGAGGCGAUGUAUUAACCAAUGAGAGAGCAUAUGCUGCCCAAUUAGCACUUCACAAUGGUAUGACAGAAUUCAGUAAACUUCAGUGUGUCAUUCACCGACCUGAAGGGUUACAUAGGAUGAUGAAUCUGCUACUGGUAUCAUUCAUUUAUCAACAGUUCUACAGAGUGUCAUCUGCAGGAGAGCCAGGUACAUUGAGUCACCUGAGAAAUACAGUGGGGAGAGUUGAUGUCCAUGGUCCGGAAGAAGUUAUCCAAAAAUCUCAUUAUGCUUGGAUGGAUGACUGCUUGGAUUCCUUUAUUGUGGGUGCUUACAUGCAUUUGAUGGGGAUCAAGGAUCUGCAAGAUGAACCUGUAGGCCACCAGCCAUUGUUCCAUCUUCUUUCUGAUCAGGAGAAGUACACAUAUAUCCAUGGAAUAGCAAAGGAUAUUCUUGACAAAUAUGUGAAGAUUGCUGAUGAAUUUUCUUCUUCUUUCUUUUUAAAUGCAAUAGAUAUCAAUGACAUCAGAGAGAAAACAUGCGCACUUGAUGCAGAAGCAAAUCAAAUGAAGGACCUCUUUGAUAAUGAUGAGAUGAAGUAUGUGUGCCCAAAUUGUGAUAAGCAGUACAAAACAAGUGGUGGAAUAAAGAGACAUUUGAAAAAAGUCCAUGAUUUCUCUUUUGAUUAUGAAGAUCAACCACCUACUUCUGGAAGGGACCACAUUGCAAUAUACAGAGCAUCAUUUAUGAAAUGCGCAUUGCUUCUCCGAGACACAAAUGACGCAUAUAAAAUGGGAGAUGGGAACAGAGUGACAACCAAUGCGAAAUUUCAGAUGCUUCUCUCCCGUGUUGGAAAACACAACAAGUAUCAGUUAUGGCUGUUUAGGUAUUUGGCCUACAUCAAUUGCAUCUUAUCACCAAAAAUGGCCUAUGAGUAUCAGUGGAAUUGCUCUGCAAAUUUGCAAGGGGGUAUGGGAAAGAACAUUCCAAAUGAUAAUUUACUAGAAAUUAUGGUGCAAACUGUGAAGAAAAAAAUUUACUCUCAAGGAGCCAAUGCAACAUAUGCCAGUGUUCAGAAAGCUGCACUCACAACUCAAAUUCAAGAAGAAAUUAAAGAGAAUUUGCAAACACAAUGCAAUAAGAAAAAAUCAGGAUCAAGAAGACCUGAAGCAAAUAAAAUCUCAGACAUUUUGGAAAUGGUGACUGAACUGAACAAUGCCAAAAUGUUCGACUACAUUCCUGGUAGAGAAUUUGUUAAUUUCCCAGGUUUUAUUGACUUUUCCUCUCGCAUUAAAGUUGUAGAUUUGCAUGCCUGGAUUACAGAAAAUAGAGAGAGACUGUCUUACGAAGUGCUCAGUUAG
Saccostrea echinata is the source of this 3012-nucleotide messenger RNA. RefSeq lists its product as uncharacterized. NCBI's taxonomy places the organism in Eukaryota, Metazoa, Mollusca, Bivalvia, Ostreida, Ostreidae. The coding region runs from base 1 to 3012 and encodes 1003 amino acids. The record is from RefSeq and is a predicted model, not a curated record. The transcript is spliced from 6 exons.